AUGGCCUCACCUUUCCCCAUGGAUAAAGGACUCACUCUGCCCCAGGACUUUGUACACAGUCUGAAGAUUCGGGGCAAAUACGCCCUGUUCCUGGCAUUUGUGGUCAUAGUUUUUGUCUUCAUUGAAAAGGAAAAUAAAAUCAUAUCCAGGGUCUCGGACAAGCUGAAGCAGAUCCCUCAAGUUGGAACAGAUGCCAACAGCACCGACCCAGCCCUGCUCUUAUCGGAAAAUGCAUCUCUCUUGUCCCUGAGCGAACUGGAUUCUGCCUUCUCCCAGCUGCAGAGCCGUCUGUACAAUCUCAGCCUACAGCUGGGCGUGGAGCCGGUGAUGGAGGCCCAGGGGCCAGAGGCUGCAGCAGAGAAACCAUCCCAGCAGGCUGGAGCAGGGCACCGGCGCCACGUGCUCCUCAUGGCCACCACCCGCACGGGCUCCUCGUUCGUGGGCGAGUUCUUCAACCAGCAGGGCAAUAUCUUCUACCUUUUUGAGCCUCUGUGGCACAUCGAGCGCACAGUGUCCUUCCAUCAGGGAGGAGCCAGCUCGGCGGCCUCAGCGCUGGUCUACCGUGAUGUCCUCAGGCAGCUGUUGCUGUGCGACCUGUAUGUGUUGGAGCCCUUCAUCAACCCGCCACCCGAGGACCACUUGACUCAAUUCCUGUUCCGCCGGGGAUCCAGCCGCUCGCUCUGUGAGGAUCCAGUGUGCACACCCUUCGUUAAGAAGGUCUUUGAGAAGUACCACUGCAGGAACCGUCGCUGCGGGCCACUCAACGUGACCUUGGCAGCAGAGGCCUGCCUCCGCAAGGACCACAUGGCCCUCAAGGCCGUGCGCAUCCGUCAGCUGGAGUUCCUGCAGCCGCUGGCCGAGGACCCGAGGCUAGACCUGCGAGUCAUCCAGCUGGUGCGCGACCCCCGGGCCGUGCUGGCCUCACGCAUGGUGGCCUUCGCGGGCAAGUACGAGAGCUGGAAGAAGUGGCUGGCAGAGGGACAAGACCGACUGAGUGAGGAUGAGGUGCAGCGGUUACGGGGCAACUGUGAGAGCAUCCGCCUGUCUGCAGAGCUGGGCUUGCGGCAGCCAGCCUGGCUCCGUGGUCGCUACAUGCUGGUUCGCUACGAGGACGUGGCACGCAGGCCACUGCAAAAGGCCAGAGAGAUGUACAGCUUCGCGGGCAUCCCCUUGACCCCACAGGUGGAGGACUGGAUCCAGAAGAACACACAAGCGGCCCGGGACAGCAGUGACAUCUACUCUACUCAGAAGAACUCCUCGGAGCAGUUUGAGAAGUGGCGCUUCAGCAUGCCCUUCAAGCUGGCACAGGUGGUGCAGGCUGCCUGUGGCCCAGCCAUGCACCUCUUUGGCUACAAGUUGGCCAGGGAUGCUGCCUCGCUCACCAACCGUUCCAUCAGCUUGUUGGAGGAGCGGGGCACCUUCUGGGUCACGUAG
Molecule: messenger RNA, 1434 nt
Organism: Cricetulus griseus (Chinese hamster)
Lineage: Eukaryota; Metazoa; Chordata; Mammalia; Rodentia; Cricetidae
Source: RefSeq, a predicted model, not a curated record